Messenger RNA from Phytophthora nicotianae INRA-310, 477 nucleotides. RefSeq lists its product as hypothetical. The coding region runs from base 1 to 477 and encodes 158 amino acids. Lineage: Eukaryota; Oomycota; Peronosporomycetes; Peronosporales; Peronosporaceae. The transcript has 2 exons. The record is from RefSeq and is a predicted model, not a curated record.
AUGUUGGACGCAGGCGAAAGUUCCCCGCGAGUGGCAAAACUGACAGCAGAGAUGAAAGUCUUUGUACAGAAUGAAAUUACGAUGUAUUCUGGUGUGACUCCCUAUCUCGUGUUUACCCGGUUGUGUUCCCAGUUGCGCGGGCCACCACCGCUUGAGACACAAGUACAAGGAUACAUGAAGCGUUGGCGAGCAAAACAUCGAGAUGACUCGACGCUACCGGUUGUUGAAAUUUGUGCACGAUCAAAGUUCGAGUUGAGCCAUCAACCGGCUCAAGACAGAUAUGGAUUACUCGUGUUUUGCGACUCUAUUUACGAAAAUGUUAACCUCGUGCCAAACAUUGGAAAUGCAUCUGAUGAAUCACCUUUUCGAAUGGGACUCACGUGCUAUUCACUGCUGGAAGCGUAUGCUACAGUGCUGGAAGAUCCUCGCUGCAUCACUAAUCUUCACGUAGAUAGCACACACAACUUGGAAGGCUGA